This is a messenger RNA of Helianthus annuus (common sunflower), 753 nucleotides long. RefSeq names its product dirigent protein 22. The record is from RefSeq and is a predicted model, not a curated record. The transcript has a single exon. Lineage: Eukaryota; Viridiplantae; Streptophyta; Magnoliopsida; Asterales; Asteraceae. Bases 115 to 684 code for a protein of 189 amino acids.
UACACCACUUUCCUAAACAAGGAAACAUAGGAUAUUAAGUGUUUGGUAAUGAAAGCCCUUUUCAUGAACCCAUUCUUAUAAAAUCAACUCAAACCUUGGCUCUCAACCACAAACAUGGCCAACUUAUUGUCCCUCUUUACUCUUUCUCUUCUCACCACCAUGUCACUAACCAUUCCGGCCGCGGGACACUUUUGGAAAUCCGUCAAAAACAAACCAUUUAAGCUCGGAACAGCUAAACUAAGCCGCUUUCAAUUCUACUGGCACGACAUCCAAAGCGGAUCAAACCCGACCACCAUUAACAUCAUCAAACCACCACCUAGAAACACCUCAUCCACCACCGGAUUCGGCAUUGUUAACAUGAUAGAUGACCCAUUGACGGAUAGGCCCGAUAAUGGUUCAAGGAUGUUGGGCCGGGCCCAAGGGUUUUACGGGCUGGUUUCGCAAGAGGAAUAUGUGUUGUUAAUGUCGAUGACGUUUGUGUUUACGACCGGGAGGUAUAGUGGGAGCACGUUGACGGUGUUGGGGCGGAAUCCGGUGUUUCAGAAGGUGAGGGAAAUGCCGGUGAUCGGCGGUACCGGGCUGUUUAGGUUUGCUAGAGGGUAUGUUCAUGCGACCACUCAUACAUUCAAUAUGCAAACACGAGAUGCUAUUGUUAGGUAUAAUGUUUAUGUGUUACAUUAUUGAAAGUGUAGUGUUGAUAUUUUUUAAUAAGGGAAUAAAUAAUAAAUAAUAAAAGAGUCACACUUUUAGACA